Messenger RNA from Trypanosoma conorhini, 447 nucleotides. RefSeq lists its product as uncharacterized. The record is from RefSeq and is a predicted model, not a curated record. Lineage: Eukaryota; Euglenozoa; Kinetoplastea; Trypanosomatida; Trypanosomatidae. The transcript has a single exon. Bases 1 to 447 code for a protein of 148 amino acids. Gene Ontology annotation, cellular component: mitochondrion; nucleus. Gene Ontology annotation, biological process: mitochondrion organization.
AUGGCUCGUUCACGUCGUGCAUCUCCCUCGCACUCCCGCCCCUCCGCUGCACCUCCGCCGGCCCGCCACACUCCCCCGCCACACCAGCAGCAGCAGCAGCAGCAGCACACACAUCAGACGGCCUCAACCCCACAGCAGCCGCAAGUGACAAACGUUUACUUGCAACGUGGCGGUGGUGGCACAGGUAUCCUUGGCACCAUGGCCUCUGUUGCCGCGGGGUCCGUCCUUGGCCAUGGUAUUUCCAACAUGCUGUUCAAUCGAGAACAGCCUCCCACGCAGCCCGCAGAGGCACAGGAGAUGGCACGACAAGUCGGCGAUAGUGCCUGCUCUCCGCAAAUCAAGUCGUACUCCAAGUGUCUUGAGUCAAAUGCAGAGCACCCGGAAAACUGCAAAUGGGCGUGGGACUAUUUUUUACAGUGCCAGGAUGAACAGCAAAAAAGCCAGUAA